Messenger RNA from Prosopis cineraria, 2110 nucleotides. Its product is annotated as cysteine-rich receptor-like protein kinase 44. NCBI's taxonomy places the organism in Eukaryota, Viridiplantae, Streptophyta, Magnoliopsida, Fabales, Fabaceae. Bases 40 to 2040 code for a protein of 666 amino acids. The record is from RefSeq and is a predicted model, not a curated record. Gene Ontology annotation, biological process: protein phosphorylation. Gene Ontology annotation, molecular function: protein kinase activity; ATP binding. The transcript is spliced from 7 exons.
UUCUUUCUGCAACACAUCGGAACUCAACGCCAAACAACAAUGGCAGCUUCCAAAAACUACGCAAUUUCUUCCCUCUUCGUCUUCCUAUCGAUCUUCACAAGCGAAGCUUCUUUCAAUUACACGGCUCAUUACUGCUCAAACGCCACCAUCUUCCCCACCAACACCACUUUCAAACGAAACCUCAACGUCCUCCUCCACUCCCUCACCUCCAACGCCUCCCAGUUCGGAGGCUACUACAUGACCAUCAUGGGCUUCGGAACCACCGACGCCGUCAACGGCCUCUUCCUCUGCCGCGGCGACAUCAUCUCCCCCGCCGCCUGCCAAGAGUGCGUCACCACGGCCGCCAAAGACAUAACUAUCCGUUGCCCUAAUCGAACCGCGGCCAUAAUCUGGUCCGACCAGUGCAUGCUGCGCUACACCAGCAAGUAUUUCCGGUUCGACAGCGUCAUCCCCGGGGUAAACCUCAACGACGGCAAGAGCUUCUCCGGUGGGAACUUGGAACAGUUCAACGACUCAUUAUUCAGCUUAUUGAAUGAUUUGACAAGGAAGGCUGCGAAACCACUGACGGUGAAGAAGUUUGCAGUUGGCGAAGCGAUAUUAUCAUCAAGCUCGCCGGUGACGACGCUGUAUGCUUUAGAGCAGUGCACGGAUGACUUGAGCAGUGAUCAGUGUGAUACUUGUCUGCAAAAAGCCAUUGGAAUUUUGGGUAACUGUUGUGAGGGAAAACUAGGGGCAAGUGUUCUUCUUGCUUCGUGCAACAUCAGAUACGAACUGUACCCAUUUUACAAUGUAACGGCUGUAUCACCUGGAACUGCAGUAAGGUUGUCUCCUCCUUCAGGAAAGAGGAAAACUGAAUCGCGAACAAUUGUUCUAAUUGUUGUCCCAGUUUCAAUUGCUGUUGUGAUCUUCUGUUUUGGAGGGUUUUUCCUGCUGAACAGACGGAAGCAUAGGACUGCAGUAAUUAAUGAAUGUCUGGAUGGUGGAGAAGAAAUUUCCCAUCUAGAGUCGUUGCAAUUCUCUUUUGCUACAAUUGAAGCUGCGACAAACCAUUUUUCACAGCUUAACAAAAUAGGCAAGGGUGGAUUUGGGGAAGUUUACAAGGGUGUGCUUCCAGAUAAACGAGAAAUAGCUGUUAAGAAACUUUCAAGUAAAUCCAAACAGGGUGUUGCGGAAUUUAAGAAUGAGAUUUCUCUUAUUGCCAAGCUUCAACAUAGAAAUCUGGUUGCCUUAUUUGGAUUUUGCUUGCAAGAAGAAGAGAAAAUGCUUGUUUAUGAAUAUGUGCCUAACAAGAGUCUUGAUUACUUUUUAUUCGAUUCAGAUCCAAAGCGAAGAAUGUUGAAUUGGUUUGAGCGUUUCAAGAUCAUAGGGGGUAUUGCAAGAGGAAUUUUAUAUCUACAUGAGCAUUCACGACUUAAAGUUAUACAUCGUGAUCUCAAACCAAGUAAUGUGCUGUUAGAUGAUAACAUGAAUCCAAAAAUAUCAGACUUUGGCUUAGCAAGAAUCGUUGCUAUAGAUCAAGAUCAAGGAAGUACCAAUAGAAUUGUUGGAACAUAUGGUUACAUGUCUCCUGAAUAUGCAAUGCAUGGACAAUUUUCAGAAAAAUCAGAUGUGUAUGGUUUUGGAGUUAUAAUUCUAGAAAUAAUUAGUGCAAAAAGAAAUGCCCGAUCUCCCAAGUCAAAGAUUUUUGAAGAUCUUCCAAGUCAGGCAUGGAGACAAUGGAGGAAUCAUACCCCACUGGCAAUUAUGGACUCAAACCUAAAAGAAUCAUACUCUCACACUGAAGUCAUAAAGUGCCUUCAAAUUGGACUAUUAUGUGUCCAAGCAGACCCAGAUGAUAGACCUACAAUGGCGACAGUUCUUUCAUACCUUAGUACUCAAUUAAUUGAUUUGCCAUUUCCAAGAGAACCUGCGCUCUUAAGGUACAGUGCUGGGAAAUCAACCAACAUGGAAGAUGGAGAUUUCAGUUCAGGUCAAUUCUCCAGUAAUUCCACACCUUCUUCCAUCAAUGACAUGUCCAAGAGUGCCUUUUUCCCUCGAUAGUUUAUGUGCGAGUUUGAAACUCCAUUCGAUCUCAAAUAAUUAAGAAAACAUUUUGUCUUUGUAAUUUUAA